This is a messenger RNA of Microthlaspi erraticum, 570 nucleotides long. The record is from the annotation of a GenBank genome assembly. Lineage: Eukaryota; Viridiplantae; Streptophyta; Magnoliopsida; Brassicales; Brassicaceae.
AUGCAGAAACAGAUCCGUGCGAAAAUCGUGCAGAUCCAGUUCCGUACAAAAUCCGGGCCGAAUCGAAGUUGUUAUCAAGAGAAGCUGAUCGGUGAUGAGUUCGGUUCAUGCAAGAUUGGUGAAGAUUCCGUGCAAGAUUCGAGAUCGAUUCUGGAUGUCAUGGUGAGUGACAGCAUCUAUACUUUCGAGGACGAAAGUCCUUUUGUCGAAAGAGAAGAGAGUCAUGAGAUCUAUCGAGAGAUCUAUGGCGAUCCGAUCUAUGAUAACUAUGAAGACGAUGUCUUGGACAUUGAUCAUGUCGAUUUUGUGUUCAAGCAAAGCGUUUUCAAAAACGUGUGCGCGUCAGCCGUGCAGAAACAGAUCCGUGCGAAAAUCGUGCAGAUCCAGUUCCGUACAAAAUCCGGGCCGAAUCGAAGUUGUUAUCAAGAGAAGCUGAUCGGUGAUGAGUUUGGUUCAUGCAAGAUUGGUGAAGAUUCGGUAUGUGAAGAUUCCGUGCAAGAUUCGGUUUGUGUUAAACCGAUGUGGAAAAACCGAUUGAAGAUUCGAGGACGAAUCUUUCUUGGCCGAUGA